Solanum pennellii is the source of this 2168-nucleotide messenger RNA. RefSeq names its product radial spoke head 10 homolog B-like. The record is from RefSeq and is a predicted model, not a curated record. NCBI's taxonomy places the organism in Eukaryota, Viridiplantae, Streptophyta, Magnoliopsida, Solanales, Solanaceae. The transcript has 3 exons. The coding region runs from base 712 to 1977 and encodes 421 amino acids.
AGAAUGUGAUACUUCAUAUUGCAAUACAACAGCAUCUUUCAUUUAUUUUAUUUUUAGGGAAGAGUUUAAAAUAGAGUGAAUAUUUAAUUUUUUAGAGUAAAUUCCACCUUUGGCUUGAAAACACACCGCUCAUUUUAACUACUACUAUGUGCUUAUUCAUUAUCAAUUCAUAUGUUCUAUUUAUUAUUACUUUAAUAUUUCAAAUGCUAUAUUUAAGUCUUUUAGGACAUUCCUCCUAUUUUUAUUUAUAUGUAAUAAUAUAUUUAAUUUUAAGAUCAUGAAAUUACUGAAGUCUAAAAAAAUAGGAGGAAUGUCCUAAAAAGAUUAGAAAAUAAAGUAUUUUUACAUACAAAAUGCGACGACUAAAUCAUUCCGUCAAAAUAGGGAACUGCCCAAAGGAAAAAAAAAAAAAACUAUAUGCGGCUUCGGAUUAAGCCGUUUAAAAUAUACAUCUACGGCUUAAAUUAAAUCAAAGUGGCUCCACAAAUUCACUUUAAACCCGGUCCACUAUCAUCUCUUUCUCUCUCUACCAACGCUCUCUCUGUGUCUCGUUUUCCGCUACUUCAAAGCUUGCUUAACCUGCGCACUUUCAACUGCUUAACCUGCGCACUUUACCUGCCUGAGUAAUGAAGCCGCCAUUUCAGUUCGUAAUAAGGAUAUCAUCAAGAUACAGGAUGUAACAGUGAUCCAACGGUUGUGAAUUCGCUAACAAUGGACGGUCAGAGAAGCCAAGCGAAGCUUACGAGGACUCAUUCUUCACUUCUCCGAUCAUCUCCGAUGCUCCGGUCGUCUAGUUUUAGUGUAUCUUCAAUUAACGAAUUCGUAGAUGAUCAUGAACUGGACAUUGAAGAACAGAAGCCCCACAGAACCGGCGCUACUCUGGUUCGAUCGGUUUCGUCCCGUUUCUGUGCGGGUACGGGCAGGGUAGCUCCUGUUAUAGCGGUUUUCUUGCUCUCUGUAUACGUUCUGUUCUAUUUCUUCAACAGGGCUGACAGAUCCAUAUCGGAGAAUCUGCUUCUAGUACUGAUUUUCUUUGCGAUUUUGCUUUACUUCGCCGGAAAGAACAAGAGUACAAUUCAUCAGGGUUAUAAUGGGUUGAAGAUGACGUGUAAUGUGUAUGGAAGGAAACUUGGUUUAGUGUCUAAUAAGCACGUUAAAGUGCAAUGGUUCAUCGGAGAGAGAAAAUUAGAUGUGAAAGAGAAGAAGGGGAAAGUGAGAGAAGGAGUAGAGGUUUACAGCAACGGGGACGUGUAUGAAGGGGAGUUUCACAAGGGGAGGUGUAAUGGUAGUGGGGUCUACACUUAUUCUAUGAACAGUAGAUAUGAAGGUGACUGGAUUGACGGGAGGUACGAUGGGUAUGGGGUAGAAAGCUGGGCUAGAGGUAGCAAAUAUAGAGGGCAGUAUAGACAAGGACUGAGGCAUGGCUAUGGAGUUUACAAAUUCUUCAAUGGAGAUAUCUAUGGUGGGGAAUGGUGUAAUGGACAGAGUCACGGAAUUGGGGUCCAGAGCUGCUCCGAUGGCAGCUGUUACAUCGGUGAAUUCAAAUGUGGCGUAAAACACGGCCUCGGCUCUUACCAUUUCAGGAAUGGGGAUCGAUACGCAGGAGAAUAUUUCGGUGACAAGAUUCAUGGUUUUGGUGUGUAUCACUUUGCCAAUGGGCAUUGCUAUGAAGGGUCAUGGCAUGAAGGUCGUAAGCAAGGUUACGGAAUGUACAAAUUUAAAAAUGGUGACACAAGGUGUGGUGAAUGGGCCUCUGGCAAUCUCAAUACUCCAUUGCCCCUACUUACUGAUGUCGUCCUUCGAGUUGUUCAGGCUAGUAGAAAGGCAGCAGAGAAUGCAAUUAACAUACGUAGGGUCGAUGAUCAAGUGAACAGGGUAGUGAUAGCAGCAAACAGAGCUGCCACUGCAGCUCGAGUUGCUGCUAUCAAAGCUGUUCAAAACAGGAUACAUGGAAAAUUUUGUGACACUAACAAUUGAAGUUUGAUCAAAUGUAAAUUUAGUACUACUACUUGUAUGCAAAGUAUUGAAUGAAUAUUCCAAAGCCACCCUGGCUGGCAAAAUGCCUGUUGGAGGUUGAGUUUAAUGCUGUAACUUUUAGUUGACAAACAAUUAUAACUUGUAUAUACACUCUUUCAAUCAAAUCAUACAUGUGUAUUGCGUUUAUUGAU